GUGUGUGCAGCCAUGGCCGCUCCACCCAUAAAAUAGAAGAAAAAUAGCGAAAGAAAGGAAAACCAGGUGCUCCAAUGGCGACACCAAAACCUUCAUUUCUUCUUCAUCUUCUUCUUCUUCUACCUUUCCUCCCCACUGAUCACCACCCCCCUUUAAUAGCCUCUUAAAAUUUCACCCCAAUCUUUAUUUUUUCUUUCUCCUUCUGUUUGAUCUUUUUCUUUCUUUUUCAUCUAAACCCAAUUGAGCAGUCAUGGCUAUCUGCAUCACUGCAAUCCUUUCAUGGAUUCCUUACCCUAAUGUGAAAAAACCCAUUUCUUUUUAUUCUCUUUAUUGUUGAUUUCUGCUCUUUUGGUUCUGGGAAUCCGGUCAUUGAUGGUCAUGGAGGAGCAGCAAGAGAAGAAACCAGAGUUUGGCCGGCAGACGAGCGAGGCAACGAGGAAUAUUUUGUUCGGAAAGUAUGAGAUGGGGAGGGUAUUAGGACAAGGUACUUUCGCCAAGGUCUUCUUUGGUAAGCAACUCAAAACAGGGGAGAGCGUCGCCAUUAAAGUACUCAAUAAAGAUCAGGUGAAGAAAGAAGGUCUAAUGGAGCAGAUCAAGCGUGAGAUCUCUGUUAUGGGUCUGGUCCGGCAUCCAAACGUUGUGGAGCUCAAAGAAGUCAUGGCUACCAAAGGUAAGAUAUUCGUCGUCAUGGAAUACGUUCGAGGUGGAGAGCUUUUUGCAAAAGUCGCAAAGGGGAAAGUUAAAGAAGACAUCGCUCGUAAGUACUUUCAGCAAUUGAUUAGUGUUAUCGAUUAUUGCCAUAGCAGAGGUGUCUCUCAUCGUGAUCUUAAGCCAGAAAAUCUCCUCCUCGAUGAAAGCGAGAACCUCAAGGUCUCUGAUUUUGGGCUUUCUGCGUUACCAGAGCAGCUCCGUCACGAUGGUAUGCUUCACACACAGUGUGGAACCCCUGCUUAUGUUGCUCCAGAGGUCUUGAGGAAGAGAGGCUACGAUGGAUCCAAGGCUGAUAUCUGGUCUUGUGGAGUCAUUCUUUAUGUCCUCCUCGCCGGAUUCCUCCCUUUUCAGGACGAAAAUAUAAUGAAGAUGUAUCGAAAGGUGUUCAGAGCAGAGUACGAGUUCCCUCCAUGGUUCUCCACUGAUACCAAGCGGUUGAUCUCAAAGCUACUGGUUGCAGAUCCAGACAAGCGGAUCACGAUUCCGGAGAUAAUGCGAACACCCUGGUUCAAGAAAGGGUUUACCCGUCCGAUCCCGAUCUCUACUGAAGAACUAUCGCCCGAGAAAUCUCCUCCGCCGUCGCCGACGGAGGAGGGGGCCAUUAUUAAGCCUCCCCUGAAGCCUUCUCCGAAAUUCUUCAAUGCUUUCGAGUUUAUAUCAUCGAUGGCAUCUGGGUUUGAUCUGUCGAGCAUGUUUGAGAAUAAAAGGAAAGCGGGGUCGAUGUUUACGUCCAAAUCCUCUGCUUCUUCGAUCAUGGCGAAACUGGAAACGGUGGUGAAAGGGUUGAAGUUUCAGAUAACGAAGGUAAAGGAUUUCAAGAUGAAAAUGCAGGGUGUGGAGGAAGGGCGUAAAGGGAAACUUUCAGUGACGGCGGAGGUGUUCGAAGUGGCUCCUGGUGUGGCCAUUGUUGAGUUGUCAAAGUCGGCCGGAGACUCACUUGAGUAUGCAAAGUUCUGCCAGGAAGAUGUUAGGCCUGCACUCAAAGACAUAGUUUGGAGCUGGCAAGGUGAUAACUACAACUGCAACAACAAGGAUCAACCACAUCAACUUCAACAGUUACAAUUACAUCAGCAGCAGGAGAUUAACUAAACAAUAAUCAAACACUAAGCCCUAAACCUGUUUAGGGUUCUCAAAUUUUCCACUUUCUUUUUCCUUGUUUCCUUUUUUUUUUUUUUUUUUUUCCUUGUUUCCUUUUCAUUUUGUCAUCCAUAAUUUUUUUUUGGUUUUUUUUUCUGAGUUUUGACUUUGUAAAUAGAAUGUUGUGGAUCUUGAUUUAGUAGAAAUUGAAAUAUACAGUUAUGGGUGUGCA
Macadamia integrifolia is the source of this 2020-nucleotide messenger RNA. Its product is annotated as CBL-interacting serine/threonine-protein kinase 5-like. Gene Ontology annotation, biological process: protein phosphorylation; signal transduction. NCBI's taxonomy places the organism in Eukaryota, Viridiplantae, Streptophyta, Magnoliopsida, Proteales, Proteaceae. The transcript has a single exon. The coding region runs from base 373 to 1800 and encodes 475 amino acids. Gene Ontology annotation, molecular function: ATP binding; protein kinase activity. The record is from RefSeq and is a predicted model, not a curated record.